Talaromyces stipitatus ATCC 10500 is the source of this 1089-nucleotide messenger RNA. RefSeq names its product hscarg dehydrogenase, putative. The transcript is spliced from 4 exons. The record is from RefSeq and is a predicted model, not a curated record. Lineage: Eukaryota; Fungi; Ascomycota; Eurotiomycetes; Eurotiales; Trichocomaceae. Bases 97 to 1089 code for a protein of 330 amino acids.
GACUUCGUCAUGAUCGUAAUAUAAAAGGUAUAUUAGAUCUUCAACAGAGCAUAUGUGCAGAAGAAAGCCAUCACAAACAAUAAAUAUCAUCAAGUCAUGUCGAAACUCAUGGUAAUUUUGGGUAUAACUGGCACCCAGGGGGGCUCAGUUGCCGAUAUCUUCCUCCAAGAACCCGGCUGGAAAAUAAGAGGACUCACACGAGACCCUAAGAAAACAUCAAGCGCAAAAUGGGAAGUCAAAGGAAUUGAAAUGGUCCAAGCAGAUGUAGAUGAUUUCGAAUCCCUCAAAAGGGCAUUACAAGGUGCCCAUGCCAUCUUCGCUGUCACCGAUUUCUGGGGUCCCAUGUAUGAUCAACGCAGCUAUGGAAGACUUCAACUCGGUCAAACGAUCAGUGAAUACUGCUAUGAGUUGGAGGUUAGGCGCGGAAUAAAUAUUGCGAAUGCUGCUGCCUGUAUUGAGACUUUGGAGCGAUUUGUAUUUUCCGGUCUACCCGGUAUCAAGUCCAUUGCUGGAGGGAAAUAUCAGUAUGUCUAUCACUUUGAUGCAAAGGCGGAGAUUGGACGGUACAUACAAGAAUCUCUCCCGAAAUUGAAUGAAAAGACUUCGCAACUGCUGCUUGGCGAAUAUGCUACCAAUUGGAAAAUGUGGAGACUAAGGAGACCUAACAAGGAAGAUGGUUUGUAUGCCUUUUUAUUGCCAGGAGACAGUAAAACCUUAACACCAUUUGUCGUCCCGCGCAAAGAUACCGGACACUUUGUCAGGGCCCUUGUCAUGCUACCACCUGGAAAGUUGCUUUUGGGAUACGGAAGCCUUCCUAGCCACGAAGAGUACGUUCGUCUUUGGACCCAGGUCUUUGGUGUUGAAGAUAUCAGAAUCAAGCGCGUGACGGUGGACGAAGCUGCUGCAUUCGAAGGUGGUCCGCACGGGUUAGAGCUUGCAGUCCAGGUCGCAAGCGUGCUGCAACUAGAUUUGUCUGGUGAAUUUAUUUUGCAUCCUAGUCAGAUUCCUAAAGAAAUAGGAUGCCCAACUACCAGUCUCGAGGAUUAUAUGAAAAGUGAAGAUUUCUCAUCACUGGUGGAUUUGAACUAG